GCCUGGUCGUCCACCAAAACGUAGUUCAGGAAUACCAAGUCCAGAACCAGGAAAUUAUUCUGGUUCCAUAUCUGGUUCGCAUUUAAAUUCAUCAUCAACACCAACAACAACAACAACAGGAACACCAACCGGAACAUCAUCACAAGCGGCAAAUAAUUUAUUACCAUUAUUAGCAACAACAUCAUCAUCAAUUCCUGGAACAAUAUUGGAUAAUCAACAACAGCAACAACAACAAGCAAUUGCAGCAGCGGCUGCUGCAGCUGCAGCCGCUGCAGAUUUUAAUCCAACAGCAGCAUAUUUAUGGCUAUUAUCGCAACAACAACAACAGCAGCAACAACAUUUACCUGCAAAUGCUGCAGCAGCAGCAGCCGCAGCUGCUGCAUUAAAUCUAACUAAUCGUAAUUCUUCAUUGACCACCACUACUACCGAUGAUGAUGAAGAUGCCGAUACAACCGAUAAUGAUGAUAAUAGAGAUAGAGAUGAUGAUGAUAUCGAUAGUAAUCAUAGUGUUGUUGAUGGUAAUGGUGGUGAUAAUCAAAAUAUUUCAACAAAUUUUAAUGGAAUCGGAAACAAUGGUUUAACCAGAAGAAAUUAUUCAUUUGAUCAUCAUAAUAAUAAUCGUAAUUCAAAUAAUCAAAAUAAUGAUGAUUCAACAAUUGAAUCAUCAUCGAUUCCAAAUGGAUCAGAAGCAAUUGCCGAAACAGCAGCCACUGCAACAUCAACAAUUGGACAUUCAUCAUCAUCAUCAACAUUGAAUCAUCAACAAAAUGUUGCUAUACAACAAUUAUUGAAUCAAUCAUUGCAACAACAGCAGCAGCAACAACAACAACCGGAACAUUGUCUAGAAACAUUAUUACGAAAUAUUGAAGGUUUAUUAGCAAUUGCAGCACAUAAUGCUAGACAACAACAAGCACAACUUCAAAUGCAAAAAGCUGAAAUACGUAAUGAAUAUUCAAAUCAAUUGGAUCGUGAACGUGAACUACGUGAACAUGUUGAAAAACAAUUGAAUGAAGAGCAAAAAAUUCGAGUUAUUUAUCAAAAACGUUUUAAAAAAGAACGUAAACUUCGUCGUAAAUUAGAAAAUGAACUUCAACAUCAACAACAACAACAACAUGGUAAUAGUAAAAAAUUAUCAUCAUCAUCAUCGCCACCGACAACAACAAUGACAAGUUUAUCAUCAACAACAACAACGACAACCCAAAUGGGCAACGAUGAAAAAAAAACAUUAUGA
This is a messenger RNA of Dermatophagoides pteronyssinus (European house dust mite), 1231 nucleotides long. RefSeq lists its product as uncharacterized. Lineage: Eukaryota; Metazoa; Arthropoda; Arachnida; Sarcoptiformes; Pyroglyphidae. Gene Ontology annotation, molecular function: RNA polymerase II cis-regulatory region sequence-specific DNA binding; DNA-binding transcription factor activity, RNA polymerase II-specific. Gene Ontology annotation, cellular component: nucleus; transcription regulator complex. The record is from RefSeq and is a predicted model, not a curated record. Gene Ontology annotation, biological process: regulation of transcription by RNA polymerase II.